AUGGCCAAAGACGAUCAUCAUUGGAUUGAGUCCACCAUUCAAGCCGACAUUGGUCCUCGCUCUUCAGUUGGUGUCUUGUUGAGUAAUGACCUCCCUCCGAAAGUCGUCAAAAUCUUGCCGUCCUCAAGCUUCCUCGGACGGCUCUUUGUAGGCGAUCGGAUCGUGUCCAUCAAUGGUCAGGUAAACAAAAUAUGUAAAACCGAUAUUUAAAGUGGGGGACCUGAUCCAGUGGCAAAAAACGUACCAUUUUGUAUCCGGGAAGUAUCAAAAAUGUGGCAAAAUGCUUCCCUCCCCUGCGCACCCGCUCUUUUGGUGGGGGAAAGGACCCUUCAAAACGAAGUUUUUCACUUGGAGAGGGAAGCAUUUUGCCACAUUUUUGAUACUUCCCGGAUGCAAAAUGGUACGUUUUUUGCCACUGGAUCAGGUCCCCUGUAAGUGCGUAGAAUUGAAAUCUUCAUUUGAAAAUUAGUAUUGCUGCGCUCAUUACAGCCCAUCAAGAACUUCCAAGAGAUGCACAAACUUUGCAAAGGCAAGAUUUCCCUCAAACUUUGUCGAGAUGAGUACUGCACGGUGCAGGCCACCAGUCUACCCGACCCGAAGCCCGGCUUUCAAGCAUUCGACUUUGACAUCAAAUGGAGAGAAGGCGGAAUGCCCAUUGGAAUACUCGUGUGCACGGUAAGUGUAACGAUCACAAUCACAUUCACUCUAAUAAAAUUUUUUAGGAUUCCGAAAAACAAGUGAUGGUGAGUAUGAUCGAGAAUGGAAGUUUGGCCAGUUCCAGUCUAAGACCCGGCGAUAUCUUGGUCAAAGUGAAUGACACAGCCAUCAGUGACCGGAAUGUCGCUAAGAAGGUCAGUUUAGUACUCAAUGGUUAGAACAAAUCAUCGUUUUUAUAUUGUACAUCAUAUGAUCUUUUCAGUUGAUCCUCGACAGUGUGACCGCCAGCAAUCGAGUCAAGUUGACUGUGCAUCGUCAGAUCGAACGUGACGUCCCAUCUCUUAUCCACUCCACCGUCGCAAGUCCCGGUAACCCUCCCAAUGACCUCCGCUCUUCGAAAGACACUCAAUCCGAAAAAUCACAAAAGUCUGAAGUGAAAUCCAUUACUGCUACUGCCAAGCCCGCUCGACCGAAGCCCAAAGGUCUUCCGAAUUUUGAUACCCUCGUUCCUCCCGAUGUUUUGGCCAUUAUGGAGGCCAACAAAGAUUUCUGGAAGAAGCCCAAUUCCAAUCCACCAAUUCUCAAGAGCCGCUCGGCCCCUGGUCUGUCUAUUAAUGAACUUUAUGAAAAAAGCCUGCCCAGACUAAUCCCUUAUUCUUUCAGGACCUCGAAUCAACCUCGAAGGCCAAGUCGAAGAGACUCAAAUCGCCUAUGAACCCGGUCCAAAGCCCCUUCGAAACACUCCAAAAAGAGUUGGUUCUUAA
This is a messenger RNA of Bursaphelenchus xylophilus (pine wood nematode), 1421 nucleotides long. Lineage: Eukaryota; Metazoa; Nematoda; Chromadorea; Rhabditida; Aphelenchoididae. The record is from the annotation of a GenBank genome assembly.